Messenger RNA from Thyridium curvatum, 720 nucleotides. RefSeq lists its product as uncharacterized. Bases 1 to 720 code for a protein of 239 amino acids. Gene Ontology annotation, biological process: cell differentiation; regulation of transcription by RNA polymerase II; anatomical structure morphogenesis. Gene Ontology annotation, molecular function: DNA-binding transcription factor activity, RNA polymerase II-specific; RNA polymerase II cis-regulatory region sequence-specific DNA binding. The transcript is spliced from 4 exons. The record is from RefSeq and is a predicted model, not a curated record. NCBI's taxonomy places the organism in Eukaryota, Fungi, Ascomycota, Sordariomycetes, Thyridiales, Thyridiaceae.
AUGGCUCAGCCAACCUCCAGCAACUUCCUCAUCAGCCUCGAUGGCGAGGAGCUCCAGGUCUCGGAGACUGUCGGCAUGAACUACCUCCUUCAGGCGGCUUUUGCACUCGCUUCCCAGAAGGGUGCCGAUGUCAACGUUCACUACUCUGUGGCCAAGCGCCAGUACCGCAUCUCGCGCAAGGACUCGGGUCUCAACUCUGACCUUUUCCUGCUCACUGAAGUCAAGCACAUGGACCCUGUCGUCGCUGAGAUUAUCGGUUACGACCUUUCGGCUGAGAUGACCACUGAAAUGCCUGGCACUCCUGUCAAUACUCAAGGUGCCACUACCAACACUGCUGCUGCUGCUUCGGCUAUUGAUCAGCCCCAUGAGCGUAUUCCUCGCCCCAAGAAUGCCUGGAUCAUCUACCGCCAGAACAAGUCCAAGCAGCUUCGAAAGGUUGACAAUACCCUCACCGCUGCUGAGAUUUCUCGCAUCGUCUCCAAGAUGUGGAAGAACGAGAAGACCGCCGUUAGACAGUACUUCGCGAACUUGGCUGCUGAUGAGGACGCCAAGCACAAGGAGCUGUACCCUAACUAUCGGUACAAUGCGACUCGCGCUGCUCGUGGCCGUGCUCGGGCUCCUAAGCAGCUUUUGUCUGCUCAUGAGCUUCACACGGAUGUUGCCAAUGAGGUCUUGGUUCCCUCUGCCACUGACCUGGCUGUUCUUUUCGGCGCCGCUUGA